This is a messenger RNA of Symbiodinium necroappetens, 447 nucleotides long. The record is from the annotation of a GenBank genome assembly. Lineage: Eukaryota; Dinophyceae; Suessiales; Symbiodiniaceae.
GACGAGGAGGAAGCAGAAGCCGAGCCCGAGGUGGUCCCCGGCCCCGCCACAGGCACUUUGGACCUUGCGGAGGCUGGUGCUGCCAAGGAGGCAGUCGAGGCCAAAGUGUCCGGGAAUGUCACGGUGACGGACGUGACCGAUGAUGAGGAGGAAGUUAAGGUUCAGGAUGCCUUUGCGGGAUCAGAGAAGGAUGUGCCCGAACUCCAGCCAGAAACUCCAGAGAAGAAGAAGGAAGGCAAGUUCAUUUUAUUUCAGCUGGCCGAGGACCUGCAGGUCGUCACACUGCCAACGCCAGGUGAAGUUGCCCAGACCUUUGGUAUCGUCCUGCUUCUCGUCGCGGCCUAUACAGGCUUCGUGGCAGUGGUCGACUUCAGUGCUCAAGAGGUUCUCGGACAAGUUUUCGCCGACUUCUACAAGGCCGCGCGGCCUGAGGCUCCAUCCAUGUGA